CUCUCUCGCCCUCCCUGCGUCGUGAAUCGUAUUGCGUCGCGCGCUCUCCGUCUGUCUGGCUAACCGUCCGUCCGUCCGGUUCCCCCCCUCCUCCUCCUUUCUCUCUUUCUCCCGUCUCUGUUCCUCCGCGCGUGCGUGUGAAGGGGUGCGCGCGUGAGGGUCGGUGUUUAUUCGCGACGCGUAUGAGAGAGAGAGAGAGCACGCGCGCGCGCGCGCGCAAUCGUGUGUAUACACGUCACCGUCGUGGACCACGCAGUAAAUUGUGUUAUUCGGAGAGACAAACAGGUGCAGGAGGAGGGCUCGCUCGCACAAACGGCCGCACCUCGUGGCGUUGACGCAGGCUGACGACGCGACGGCUCGCAUCGGUCGCGUAGCUCCGGCCGACGUCUCUGUCCCCGCGGUCCACACGCACCGCACGUCUCCUUCCCCUUGAUCGCGAGCGCGCGCGAAUUACUUGCUCGCGCGUGGAAUGCGCGAGCGGCGGUGGCACUUAGUCUAGAGCCACGUUCGAAGCCUCGGCGCGCGCCCGAGAGACGCGGGUCUGAGAUCGGUGGCGGGCGAAAUUAGACGGAACCGCGUGACAGGUGGAUUCGAGGCGUGCCGAGACGCAGAGAGAGAGAGAGAGAGAGAGAACGGCAGUAAGAAAGGAAGAAGAGGAGAAGAAGGAGUGAGGAGAGACGGGGAGCGAAGCGAGAGUGCCGUCGCACACAACAUCUCGGAGUCGGCGGGUGCGAUCGCGCGGAAUCUUCCCCUACUUGGUUCCGCCGUGUUGAACGCGAGGGAGCGAGUGAAAAAAAAGGCGAGGGGGUGGGCGAGCGUGAGAUCGCGAACGCGUUCAUCGGUCCCCGCGGUCUGUCAUCGUCCGUGAUUGUGCGUCUCGUGGCUGGCCAUGGCUCGCCAUUGUUAUUGUUGUCGUUCCUCCUAACCUACGAGAAGUAGGUGGACGUCCGCCGCGACUGCCGCCGUGAGAGGAAAAGAGAGGGACUCGACGCGACGCAGCAGCAGCAGCAAGCAGCACACCCUCGGAUCUCGUCGAGGGGAACGCUGUGCAUAUGCAACCUGGCUGACGCGGUGCGGUUGCUCGCGCGCAUCGCCGUGUUAUAUUUACGUCUCGAAAACGUGCUCCCGCGCCGUUAUACGAGAGGCGCGCUCGCUUCGCUCGCGAUAUCGUUUCCGCCGUGACUGUCAAUGUGCGACGGAUCUGAGCGCGCGAUAAGAGCCCGUCGACGACGAGGACGUUUCCCCGCAUUCGGAGGGCAAGCAUAUCGUGGCGCGCUGAAAGGCGCAGUUCGCUGACACGUUGACGGCCGCGUUGUUGUUAUGCCCGCGAAAGUGCGCGGAUCGCGCUCCACCAAGGCGAUCGAGCGGCGACGUUAAAUGACGUUAAUCGGGAGGAGGAGAGAGACUGGAGAUAUAUCUAUUAUUUAUUAAGAGAUUGAUUGAUCGAUCUGAUCGAUUGAAGCUUUCAUUAUCGGUCUAGGCGUAUGCCCUCACUCUCGUAAGAACGUUCCGGCGGUAAACAAAAAUAAUACGCUGAAACUAAAACAAUUUAAACGUCGAAGAGAAACGAGUGCUGUGUGUGGAGUGAUCGACGCGAAGGAAGCGUAAGUAAAACUCGAAAACGAUACGAUUAACGAAGAGAUCGGAAAAAGAAGAAUACAAAAAGGAAAGAGAGAGAGAAGAGGAUAGUGUGUCGGAAUCCUUUUCUCCGCCACAAUGAACUUCUGCGCCGUUGUGCGUCACGCGGUCUUUCGCUGAGGACGAGGCGCACGUGUGACGACGUGCUCUCGGUGCGUUCCGCGAAACGCGCACGUCGACUCGCAUGCUCGAGGAGAAAGGAUACGGUAGGCAGCGGGAAGCGCGAGCGGGGACGAUAAUAGCCGGGAUACCAUGUGAAUGAUACGGAGAACGCGAAGGGCCCAAACUCUCGUCCUCGUGGGAUUCGUUCGUAAUCGUGCGACAACGACGACGACGACGACGAUCUUCUCGAUCGUCAUCCCGACGAUGUCCUCGGGCAGGGGCCCGGCGUCGCCCUCGGGCGGGCCCGUGAUCCGCUGCGGCCACCUGAAGAAGCUCAAGACGAUGAAGAAGAAGUACUUCGUGCUGCGCGGCGAGGGACCUGGCUGCUACGCCUGCCUCGAGUAUUACGACAGCAAGAAGAAAUUCGAGAACAGGCAGCUGCCGAAGCGCAGAAUACUGCUGCACAGCUGCUUCAACAUCAACAAGCGCGGCGACACCAAGUACAAGCACGUGAUCGCGCUCUACACCAAGGACGAGUGCUUCUGCCUGAUCCUCGACAGCGAGAAGGAGCUGGACGAGUGGCUCAAGGCGAUGCUGAGGCUACAGAGCGGGGACGUGCCCGACGGGGAACAGCCGCGGCCUACAUUCGAACACGUGUGGCAAGUUACAAUGCAAAAAAGAGGUCUAGGGGCACGAAAGAACAUCCACGGACCCUACAGAUUAUGCCUCACCGAUCAAACUUUAAGUUUAGUGAAGAUUGGAGCACAGGAUAACUCUGAUUCUAUCGAGAUUUCUCUAAAUUAUAUUAGACGAUGUGGAUUUGCGAAUGAUAUAUUCUACAUAGAAGUUGGCCGAUCCGCCGUAACCGGAGAUGGUGAAUUUUGGAUGGCUGUCGAAGAUAACAAUAUCGCGCUCAACAUGUACGAUGUAAUAACGACUGCGAUGAGGAAUUCGAAAAGUAACAAAGACGAAGUUGGGCCUCGCCAGAGAACACGUAGUUCCUCCGCCAACGAAGCCAGCAAACCUAUAUCCGUUCUCCAAAGACGGCAUACGGGUCAAAAGCUUCAUGGCUUUUCACCCUUGGAGGAACAGAAGAUAUACAAGGAGCAAGUGGAACCACUGCAAGAGCAGACUGCUACUUCCUCUGUUCUCACACAGUGUAGUCAAUCUCGGAAUACCUCCUCCACCAAUACAGUCACGGUUGCUGGUACCGGGGCUUGGACUACUGGGAUUGCCACGACUAAUGCCAACAGUGCCGGUACCGCUAGACGUCGUCAUUCGGUAGCGAGUCAUCCUCAUUCCGUCAAUAAUUCCCAAUCCGUUCACAAUGUCACAACAGCAACAAAUGCAACUAUGACUACCACUACUGUCACUACCACUACCAUUACUGCAACCACCACUACCAUCACCACCACCAUUACUGCGACCGUCACCGCGACGAUCACUACAACCACAACCGCGACAAUAUCCCAUCAGAGAACCUUGUCGCUGCCCUUAGCUGCCGUUAUUAUCAAUCAAACGCAACCAUCUAAAAGAUCCGUUUUACGGUGUGCUACCGGGCGCGAUCGAUGCGACAGUUUGCCGUCGAGAGCUCGCACUACCAGCGAGGGACAACCGACUACGGUUGUGUUAAGUCAUCCUAGAGGAGCCCAUAUUAUGUCGCAUGUUCCACGACCGCAUUCUAUGUGUGGCCGAGGCCUCUCAUAUUCUCCACCAAUCGCGUCGAUGCCUAUUAGUCCAUCUUCCGAUGUCUGUUCGUCGGAUUCAGCUGGAUCGUCACCCUCGAUGGAUGAUUGUGGUGAGAAUAUUAUGGAAGAAAGCACUGUCUCGAGGUACGGGCAUUCCUUGACACCUGAUGAGCCUGUAAUCUUAGACAAGAAAGGUGACGACUAUGCCCUGUGGUCGACGUCGCAUCCACAUUUGAAAUACUCGCCAAACUUUAAAUCUCAUUCGCCCUCUCAGAGUUCCUACCAGAGUGAAAUGUACAGCCCCUGCGGGUCGAGUCCAGGCCGUGGAGGCGUAUAUAUGCCCAUGAGCCCGGCGACAACGGCCCAUUCGCAUUCCCGUGGAUCAUCCCUUGUAGAGGAAAGCAACGUGGAUGGCUACGUACCAAUGGCACCAGUUGGAGAUGACGGUUACGUCGAUAUGGAUCCUGUAAAUACUCACAACGGUCACUUUCCGGACGAUAUGUCGCAGAACGAUGGCAGUAGCUGUUCUGUUACAUCAGGCACGCCUAGUACAGAUCUGCGAUUUUCUGAGUAUCAUUUAGACAAGGUAACCAGCUUUUUAACACCCGGGGAAGAUCUGCAAGCGAGACCAACCAGAGCUUACUCCGUUGGAUCGAGGCCGGAACAAGCCAAUAGGCAUCGCAAAAACAGGUUGGACAUCACUCCGCAAGACGCCAACAGAGUACGAGCAUUUUCCGUAGGUAGUCGGUCUAAGAGGCCCGAGAUCGGAAGGCUAGCUAAUGUAAUUACUGCGCCGUUACCAGCUGGUUCGGAAACCUCGAAUUCAAAGUCAAGUUCCGCGCCGUUGCUAUCGAGCUCUUGGGGACACAAUUCUGGUUGUUCCGGAGCAUCCGAUCGCAUGGAGGAUCUCAUGGAAUUGGAUUUCACGAGGCCCAGUAUUCCAACCGCUCUCUCUUCGCCUCCGUUAUCAUGUUCCCAACCUCAGUCGCAACCGCAAUUGUACUCUACUUAUUCUACUGCCACCGACACUAGUUCCUACGUUGACAUGUCGCCCGGACAAGCUCCCAUAUCGACCACUGCCCCAUACGUCGAUAUGAGUGGCAUAAAUAAGAUCAAUCGCAAUAACAAUAAUAAUACAAUCACUGCCAACCACAAUCAUAGCCACAUGCAUAUAUCAUCGCUAACUUUCGCUCAUAAACCUGUAAUUACAACUUUAAAACCGGUAGAAGAAGCGGAGGGACCUUAUAUGAAAAUGGAUGGUACGAUAGAAAUAGAUUGGACACAUUCGGAAGCGAGCCCGAAACAAUUGUCAUCGCCUAUUCAAGAGGAUACCUAUCAAACAAAUGGACCACCAGGUAGCACAAGAACUGCACCCGUAGAUCUUCCUCAACCGAGGCGUCCCCCGGAGGGCUACGUCGAGAUGUCUUUUAAAGCACGGCCGAGUUUAGAACAAGACUACAUAAAUAUGAGUAUGGGUGGGAACAAUCGAAACAAUCGUAAAACACGAACAGGCAAUCGCAAAGAAAAAUCGCGAUCGCAACCAAUCGCGAUUCAGGCGGGCAGCAAACCAUCUAAAACUCCAAAUUUUCUACCUUUGAACGGAAGUCCGACAUCCGAGAGUUUGGCGAGCACGCCUGCCUCUCCGCCGCGAGCAACGCCAACAGGUUCAUCGGCCACGAUUUUUCCCUUUUCUCUGAAUAGUCCUCAGUCACCCGUGAAACCUUUCACGAAGAAAAACGAUGAUUUCUCCACGACAGAAGGAGAUUUUUCUGACCAAAAUAAGAACAAUGAAUACGCGGUGAUGGAACCCGCAAAGAAGGUUUACACGUCGUGUUCUACCCCAUUGACGGAGAUGAUAUCCUCGUCGAAGGCGAAUAGCGAGAAGCCACCUAGUCCUGUAGAGAAGAAUGUUCGAGUCAUAUUAAAGUCUUCGUCAUCGCAAGAACACGGUAAGCCCAUUAACGUAAUAACGAAAAAACUGUCGGAUAUAACGGUGUCGAAACCGCGUCUCGUCACGGCCUCGCCGAACACCAGUCCUACCCUGACGGGUUUCAAGCCGUCGACCGCGCAACAGCCGAAGCCAUCCUCGCCAAAGUUCAUCGACGAGACUCCCACGCCUACGCCCACAUCUACACCCACGCCCACGCCAAGUCCGUUGGACAGUGAGGGUUACGAGAAGCUUCAACCGGGCGCGACAAUACUACAUUACGCUAGUCUCGAUCUGCCGGAGGUCGAUAAUCCAGCACCCGUAUCACCGGCGUCCACGCAGGAGAAUUUCACCUACGCCGAGAUCGACUUCGCAAAACUCAAGCAGACCUAAAAUAUGCGCUGUCCUGAAUACGCAUAUUUUGCCAGCCCCGUGUCGCGUACAAGGCUGUGCGUGAUGGAGUGGUUUGGCUGACGCCUCUUGUGUUCCCCACGAUAGCAACGAGUAGGCAGGGUAUAAUCGAUCGUUCUGACAUUGGCUCUGCUGGUCUAACGAACAAGGCGCCGGGUAGGAACUCUGUAUAUAUAAUUCAUUUCUUUUUCUCUCCAGCCUAAUGGCAUUAUACCGCUUGCCGAUCUUUCUGAUAGAUUGGCAGCCUAUUUUAAAUUGUUUGAGAAAUAAGCAUCGUUGGUACCUAUAGUUCUGGUUGUACUGCAUUAAUAUCGUAUUUUAUCAGAAUGAUGUGAAAUUUUUUAAUAUAGGCGAAAUAUACUUUUUUCUCGCUGAUUCCGAAGAGAGUCCUCAAAUCUGUCCACAUAUACGCUAUUUCUAAUAUUUAAACGAUCGGUAAUUUAACGGAAAAGAGCAAACUACGAAAACGUUAUCUUUUAUUUUUAGUUAAAAUAAUGUAUUUGUAUAAUUGGGGUUAGAGUAGAAGGAAUUUUUUGAUAUUAGAAUAUAUCAUCUAGUUAAAUGAGAGUCGCUUGUAAAAAUGUAUAAAUCUUUUAUAUUUUAAUUUUGUUAGUGGAUUUGCGUGUUAUCUCUCAAAAUUGAUUUUGUUUUGUAUUAUAUUUCCAGAUGCUGACAAGCCAAAUAUGUAUAAGUCAAUUCUUUUGAGAUAUAUAUAGAUAC
This is a messenger RNA of Cyphomyrmex costatus, 6486 nucleotides long. It is a transcript of the gene chico, whose product is annotated as insulin receptor substrate 1 chico. The record is from RefSeq and is a predicted model, not a curated record. Lineage: Eukaryota; Metazoa; Arthropoda; Insecta; Hymenoptera; Formicidae. Gene Ontology annotation, cellular component: plasma membrane; cytosol. Bases 1897 to 5748 code for a protein of 1283 amino acids. The transcript is spliced from 10 exons. Gene Ontology annotation, biological process: insulin receptor signaling pathway. Gene Ontology annotation, molecular function: insulin receptor binding; phosphatidylinositol 3-kinase binding.